Molecule: messenger RNA, 689 nt
Organism: Brassica rapa (field mustard)
Lineage: Eukaryota; Viridiplantae; Streptophyta; Magnoliopsida; Brassicales; Brassicaceae
Product: heavy metal-associated isoprenylated plant protein 6
Molecular function (GO): metal ion binding
Source: RefSeq, a predicted model, not a curated record
GUUUCGUUAAACCAUCUGGAACACAAAGAUGCUUCUCAGUGGAUAAUAGGUAACAUGACAAAAACCGGUUUUGUCAUGUAUCUUCUCUGCUCAACCUAUGUUAUGGAAUCAGAUUCCAAAAGCUUAGUCUAUAACUUUUAUCAUAUAAUAAUCUUUCGUGUUAUUUCAAAAUCUCGUGUUUUCUUGACCACACAUUUCACAGAACGUUCCAUGUCGGGAAAGCCGAGGCAAUGUUGUGUUGUGAUGCGGAUUAAUUUGGAUUGCAAUGCCUGUUGUAGAAAAGUAAGAAGAAUUGUCAUCAAUAUGAAAGGGAUUGAUACACACAUGAUCGAGAAAAAGGAAGACAGGAUAAUUGUCUGUGGACGAUUUAGACCGUCAGAUGUUGUAGUAAAACUGCAGAAGAAGAUGAAACGGAGGGUCGAGAUUCUUGAAGUUGAAGAUCUCACCGGCGGAGAAGAAGGAUUCCAUGACCAUGAGCCACCAUACGAACCGGAUCAUGAAUAUUCCGAACAACAACCUGAUCACAUGACCAUGCCAUUCUUGUUUUAGUUUCCUUAAAGUCGUUUGGUCCUUUUAUCCACCAACAUGGACAUGGAUAAACAUUUGUAAAAAGCAUUGGAAGAAACACUGCGUAUGUAUACAAAAGUGAUACUCGUUAUUAAUGAAAUGUUCAGUAUGUUACUUUUGUC